AUAACUGAAUGUUAGCCAGCCAAACAGGACCGACCUCUCUCUUUUUCUGUGUGAGCCCUCCAGCCACAGGCGCACAGCCCGUGGAGAGGCAUGUCACAGCUGAAAGACAGCCAACCCUCCCUGAUCUGCGUGAAAAGGCAGCAGAGCGCGACCAUUUUCCAGCUUUACGCACGGGCUAUUAACCCUCUUUAUUCGCAAGCCUGAUAGAAAUCGGAUCACUGCCUGGGCUUUGUGGCGCUUUUUAAAAUUACCUAUAUGAUAAUCAUGAUUCCCAGUCCAGCUGUAGCUGCGUCCACCACGCCCUUUUCCGUGAAGGACAUUCUAAAGCUGGAGCUGCAGCAACAGUCUCAGCAGCAACAGCUUCAGCUGAUCUCCUGCUUCGGCCUCUCCGGCGCGCUGGCACAGCCGGGUUCCUUCCCGAACAAGCCGUUCGGCUCUCACUCGCCGCCCUCCUGCAUGCUGGCGGGCAGGGACAGCCCCAGCCCCAUCAGCUCCUGCCUGUCGGAGAGCGAGGAGAGGAUGUCGUACCUUAGCGCGCUGAGCGUCCAGGACCGACUGACGGAGUCCGGACUGGCCGCGGAUGUGUUCGGAGACACGGCACAAAUUCAUUCCGCAGACCCGCACCUGCAGAGCGAACAGGAGGAGCACGGCGGCAAAAGCUGUGGUGCUCUGAGAAGCGAGUGUGGAGAGGACACAGAGUCAGAGAAGCCCGUCACCAAGCAGCAGAGGACCAGGAGGAAGCCCCGCGUCCUUUUCUCCCAGGCCCAGGUCUUCGAGCUGGAGCGGCGCUUCAAGCAGCAGCGCUACCUGUCCGCCCCAGAGAGGGAGCACCUGGCCAGCUCCCUGAAGCUCACCUCCACCCAGGUCAAGAUCUGGUUCCAGAACAGGAGGUACAAAUGUAAGAGGCAGCGACAGGACAAGACGCUUGAGAUCGCGGGGCACCACCAUCACCACCACCACCAUCACCAUCCACCACCGCCGCGGAGGGUGGCGGUACCGGUUCUGGUCCGGGACGGGAGGCCCUGUCUGGCCGGAUCGCAGAACUAUAACAGUCCUUACACAGUAGCAGCUCCGAAUCCUUACAGCUACAACUACCCGGCCUACAGCUACAACAACUCUGUGUACAAUAACACAUACUCUUGUACUUACUCUAGUUUGCCCGCUCUUCCACCGAGCAGCAGUGCUCCGAAUGCGUUCAUGAACAUGAAUUUGGGAAAUCUGGGCGCGCAGACGCAAAGCCAGGCUCCUCAAGGACCUGUGAUCCAACCCUGCCAGGGAACCCUGCAAGGCAUCCGGGCAUGGUAGCUGGAACAGGCUUCAAUGGAUUAAUGAAUGGACUCAAGAUUACGAUCGUGCAAGCUAUAUGUUGGCUUUAAGUAGGUGUAGCGAAUGAAGUAGCCAUAAACCACAGACUGGGAUGAAAAAUGACAAUAUUGAAGAUUCAUUUCUUUAGAUCUAUUUGGACUAUUUGCAGUGUUAGACUAUGGGUGUAAAUCCUAAAAUAACAGAAACUGAUAUGUGCAUUUCUGAAUUAGAAUUAGCUUUUAAGCUAUUAAAUCUGGAGUUUAGUCAAUUAAAUGUUGGAUGAAGAGGAAGGGGCCUGCUUCAAUGGAGCCAUAACAAAACCACAAGUCAUUGCAAGCGCUUAGUGCGUACUCAUAAAGAAGUAUUAUGUUGGGAUUUUUUACUAUUCGUGUACAGCUUUACUUGUGUUUCAUACUGUUUUUGUUUUUCUUUUUAUGAAUGAUACUGAAAGUCUAUAAAUGCAAUAAAACUGGCGAUUAACAGGAUCGAGUCUGCGAUCAAGUGACUAAGCAUUAAUAUGAGAAUAAUCGACGGCGACGGAGUGAAGAAACUAACCAGACAAAAAGCACAACUUGACUUAGUGUUCGUCUCUUUCUGUGCCUAAUGGCACGCUGUCCAUUUAGAUUACCCCUCUAAAAUGUUAUCCGGUCAGUUUUAUUCCAAUUUUUUUCAAAGUUUCAAACAAUUUCUCAAGCAAAAAAAAAAAAAAAAAAAAGAAUUUUUUUCCGCCUGUGAGAAAAUCUGAGACAAGAACCAGAAACAGAGAAAAUUUAAAAGGGAGCUUACGUCCGGCCAGGAUUCAGAGAUGGACAUUAACCAGACAGCCGAUAUCAUCGGAACACACACAGCUUGGAAACCAUCAGAGCUCAACAUACUGUUGGGAAAAAAACAAAAUAAAAAUACUACUAUUGCUACUACUACUACAAUAAUAAUAAUAAUAAUAAUAAUAAUAAUAAUAAUAAUAAUAAUAAUAAUAAUAAUAAUAAUAAUAAUAAUAAUAAUAAUUUAAUAAAUCACAUUUUCAGCUAAUUUAAGCUUGACGCAUCACACAUCCUAAGCACAAACACACACAACUAUUAACACUCCCACUAUGCUGGACAUGGACUUCAGCAAAUACCUUUACCUACAAGCCAUGGCAGAACGCUCAGACGCUAUAAAUGGAGAUGAAUGGCAAAGUAAACAGAGUGUUUGUCUCUUCUGAUAGCCUCCCUGGUCACUUCCUCUGGCUACUGCUCUGCCGGUUUAGGACAUACCUGGUGUCAGCUCUAAGUGCUGCAGAGUCACUAGUGUAAAUAGAGCUGGCGACAGGACGGCGAUGCCUGAGGACGCAGCGGGCUGAGCCACCAGCGCUCUGAAAGGCAGGCGCCCGCGAUCGCUAUCGCGCGUGCUUCCAAAGAUAGCUGCUCAUCUCGGAGCUGUAAGCUCGCGGAGUUUCCCAAAACAGAAAGGUCUCCAAUGGCAACCACUCAAGGACCUUAGGGGGGGAAAAACAGAACCACCGUCCAGGAGAGGAAAACAAAUGCGUCCAUAUUGAUGAAUGAUGGGAGUUCUAGCUGUACAGAAAGGUUUGGUUCCCACAUUUGGCCUGAUACACUUUGAAAGUAAAUAUUACUGUGACUUGAAUGCUAGAGAAUAAAAAGGUGCAGAACUUGAUGUGACACACUUUUACAAAAGUUAGCAAUAAAUUAACCUGCAUCCUCAAUGAGAAAAUCGUACUUUCAAAUGUGGACAGUUUUGCUUGUCAAAUGUGGACAAGCUAACUGAAAAUAGACAAUAAGCUACAGCAGGGCCGUGCAGAGACCUUUGGAGGGGCAGGGGCUCAAAUUUAAAAAAGGGGCACAUUGAACAAAAACACCGUACAACAACAUAGCAAC
Messenger RNA from Gambusia affinis (western mosquitofish), 3179 nucleotides. RefSeq names its product NK2 homeobox 3 (gene nkx2.3). Gene Ontology annotation, cellular component: nucleus. The transcript is spliced from 2 exons. Gene Ontology annotation, molecular function: DNA-binding transcription factor activity, RNA polymerase II-specific; RNA polymerase II cis-regulatory region sequence-specific DNA binding. NCBI's taxonomy places the organism in Eukaryota, Metazoa, Chordata, Actinopteri, Cyprinodontiformes, Poeciliidae. Gene Ontology annotation, biological process: cell differentiation; regulation of transcription by RNA polymerase II. Bases 256 to 1305 code for a protein of 349 amino acids. The record is from RefSeq and is a predicted model, not a curated record.